Messenger RNA from Pogoniulus pusillus (Red-fronted tinkerbird), 4112 nucleotides. RefSeq names its product BEN domain containing 6 (gene BEND6). Gene Ontology annotation, molecular function: DNA binding; transcription corepressor activity. Gene Ontology annotation, biological process: positive regulation of neuron differentiation; negative regulation of Notch signaling pathway. The record is from RefSeq and is a predicted model, not a curated record. NCBI's taxonomy places the organism in Eukaryota, Metazoa, Chordata, Aves, Piciformes, Lybiidae. The coding region runs from base 1105 to 2340 and encodes 411 amino acids. The transcript is spliced from 10 exons. Gene Ontology annotation, cellular component: nucleus.
CGCGGAGAGGGGGGAGAAGUAGGAGGCGGACGCGGGGUGUUGUUGGGUGGGAGGAAGGAGCACGGCACAAUCCUUCGCUGUCGGGACUUGGCCCGGUCGACCGCGGCCAUCGGGCGCUGAAGCUGCUGCAGAGGGAGGCGGAGAUGGCUGCUGCGAGAAUGAGAUGGCAGAGGAAGUGUGGCAGAGCAGUGCCUGCACAAUAAAUUGCUGAGAGCUGAGGGAACAGGUUUCUUCACGUCGUGCUCAGGUAACCAUGCAUGGAAAACAUUUGACAGAACAAUCUCUGACGUUUGCCUGUGAAAAGUUUGUAGCUUUCCCAUUCUAAGACUUGGAGUUCACUGAUGUCUUUAGGAUAGCAUUAUUCCAGAAGGAUAUAAUCCAUUUCAUGACAACUGCCUCAUGCUUUUUUCCGAAUGGAAAAGAGGCUACAGCUUAGUACAAGAAAUGCUGAUGGGUGUGAUUUCUCAGAGCUUCUCCAUCUUCUCCAGUCUUCUGAGUGACUGUCCCACAUGUCUACUACACUGCUGCUCUGGUUCUUUUGCUAUUCAUCUCAGCUCUGUGCUUGUUCAAUGCAGUGAGCUUCUGCAGUGUGGGUACAAUGGUACUUCUAUGGUGAUAAAGUUGCUGAAGUUACUUGAUGUGCAAAAUAAGCAAACUGCAUUCAGGUAGAUUUCCUUCCCUCAAGUAGAGGCAUUAAAAGAAGUUUUAUAUGCAUACCAUUUUUAAUUUAAGCUUCUUCACAGAAUGUUUUCUAUGAACAUUUAUGUAAAUCAUCAGGAUGGUAAGCAGCAAAGAGGCAAGGAAUGAAGAGAGAAGUUUUCAGAACUCAGCAGAGAUUUGACCUCUGGAGGUGAAGCUGUUUCAGAGAAGAAGUAAGAGAAGGCAGUGCCUGUGUGACAAGAAAACCACGUAACAAUGAAAAAAUUCACACUGUUUGAUUUUGUAAGUGCUAAUUCACUACAAAUCGGAGAGACCUCAUGGAUACAGCACCUUCCCCGUGAUGACAGUGAACUGGAAAGGCUUCUGAAAGCAAAGGAGCGCGUGCUAGUAAACUGGCCAGUGUGAGAAAGAAAGACAGAAAAGCACUUGGUGAAAGUUGUGUACAUGAGUGAUGACCCCCAAGAGCUAGUGGAAAUGAUGCAAAGGGUGUUACGAGCAGAUGAAAUUACAAAAGUACAAGUCCUUGAAAAACACAAGAGGAAGAGGAUAGAAAUGAUAUUCUCAGAAAGUGAGGACAGUGACCUGGAUAAGGAACAGGGGAAGAUCGUGAGGCAUAUCAAAAGAAAGAAAACACUGCAGGCAUCUGCUCCUGCCAACAUCCUGAGUCAACUUGAAACCUCUUUAAUUAACAAACAGAGAAAACCAUAUUCAGGAGACAACUUUCUGUGCAGUGGAAGCAGCAGUGAUGAUGAAGAGUCUUUAUUUCAGCUCUCCAAGGUGGAGCUGUGUGCCAAACUAAAAAGUCUCAAGAGGAAGCUGACAGACACCAUGAAAGAAAACAGCCGCCUAAGGCAGUCCCUGGUGAUGCUUCAAGUGUUGCCACAGGCAGUAACCCAGUUUGAGGAACUGGUAGGGAUGGCUGAAGCACUGCUCAAAGGGGGAGUGACAUCAUCUCCAUCCAGUCCGCAUUCACACGCUGUUUGGAAAGCAUCUAACAACUCGUUAGCAGAUUCCUAUGCAGCUAUGUGUAGUAACUCCUGCUCACCAUUAACUUUGAAUCUGGAAGAGGAGGAGCAACAGACCGAAAAGCAGUUCAAGAUUGAAAAGUGGCAGGUUGCACUUUGCAACAAGAGCAAACCUCAGAAGUUUAUAAAUGACUUGAUGCAAGCCCUUUAUACACAUGAAUACAUGGCCACACACAGCCUGACAGGUGCCAAGUCCUCCUCUUCCAAGGAUAAAGCAGCAAAACCAGCUAUGAAUCAGAAUGAAGUUCAGGAAAUCAUAGGAAUCACAAAACAGUUGUUUCCAAACACAGAUGAUGCUUUAAUUAGACGAAUGAUGGGACAAAAACUGAACAACUGCACAAAGAAGCCAGUUCUAAGCAAAGAUCAUAACUCAGGUGCUUUUCAGAAGCACAGCUUUUGUAUUUCAACAGCUGCUCCUCAGGGCGUCAUCUCUUCAGCUGUUCCUCCCAGUAGAGAAGACCAGCAGGAUGAAGAUUCACCAGCUGCUAGAGCACAAACUCAGAGGGACAGCUAUCUGACUCCCACCUCCCAAGGACAGCAGGAGUGUUUGAAGCCCACUUCUUCUGAAGUGGAGACUCAACUCACCAGAAGCUCACCAGCACCCUCUCCCAACCAGAGUUGUGGACAGCAUCUCAGGAAUCCAGACAAGGAAUAACAAGGUAUUUCACAGCAGUUCAAAUUCUCAAUAGAGAUUAAAGACUAGUGUAAAAUAAAAGUGAGCCUAGCAGCAGUGGACGGAGAUACAGCAAGCACAGCAGAAGCUUGAGAACUUUUCUUCUCAGACAAAUUAAAAUCUCAUAGCCUAGGAAAAAAAGCAUAUUAAUAUAUUUGGGUUUAAGAUGUUAUUAAAUAUAUGCAUGUUAUACAGUAAUUAAAGAAUAUAAAGUUGUUCUGAAGAGUAUAAGUAGUUCCCCUUAGCUAGGAAAAACCCACAAUAUUUAAAGUAAUGUCAAAAGAAUGCGUAAGAGGAACCUUAAUCCCAUUGCUUUCACCUUGGCAGCUGAUAGAAAACUGCUUUACUGAUCAGAGAAAGCUAUUGCCUAUUAAGUUAAAAGAGAGGUAUGAAAACAUAAUGGAAAACAGUUCCUAGUGAAAACUAUGGCCAGCAUUGGGUUAAAAAGCACAGGGCCACGUGAGAGCAGAGAAUAAAUAGGAUGCUAUUAAUUUGGAAAGAAGAAGAUACUUAGUGUAAUGAAACUGUAGGUCUUAAGAUGUCUGCAGGAAAGCUGCAGCUCAUUUUUGUCUUCUGAGAUCUAGAAAGGCAGUGAAACAAGCCAUGACCCCUCUUAGCUCUGGGAAGAGUCCCCCAGGGUAGCCUGUUUGAUUGUGGAGGCUGUGGCUUCUCUCAGAGGCUUUUGCUACUGGUACUCUGUUGAUUUGGCAGCUCUCUGCUUCCCUGAACAUGAGGUCCACAAGAUAAGAGUGACAGUCCCCUCCAGCUGGGAAGUGGAGGUGACAAGUGAAGCACAGAGCUGCCAGCCUCUGUUCCCUCUAUUUCUAUUUUGGUACACUACCUCUUGCUUAGAGAAAGAGUGAACAGGUAAAGCAUUCGUUGUGGUACUGGGACAUGAAAAAUCCCAGUAGCUGGGCAGUUCCUCUUAAACACUGCUUGUGUCAGGAAGCAGCUGGCAGUCACAUGCCCUGCAGCUGCCUGAACAGGAGGGGCAAAGGGAGAGGUUUUUCCCUGCUGACCAAUUCCAGGCCUACAGUGUGCUGGUAGCAUGGGAAGGCAAGAACACUUGGGUUGUAAAUUCUGUGCUUGAGUGUACUUAUCACAGAACAGAGACCACCAAGAGUCAAAUCUAUUUCAUAUGUGGCAAACAAGCAACUAAGGAAUCAAGAUUUAAACAAACCAAACCACACCAAACAAACAAACCCAGCCAACCAACCAAGUGGAAAAAGAAGGCACUAAAAAAACACCAUGACAAAAAAAACCCCAACCCCAACAUAAAGUUAAAUCUAGCUUGAUUUGAGAAUGAUUUCUGUAAGUCAGGAGGUCUGAGUUCCAGAAAUAAAUUAGAAACAGUAUUGAAGUAAACAUUGGAGGAAAAAAAUUAUCUAAAGAUAAGGUUAGUAGCCAGAUACAGCCUGAGGGAAGAGCUGCAAACCUAACUGUGCCAGAAGAAUGCGCUAAGAAAAUACAAUGUGGAGAAGACGUUUGUGGGGGCUGGAGCAUGAACUAAGUGAUCUGCUAGCCUUUUUCAUCUCAUGCCUAUCAACUCCUUUUAGAUAGGAUCAGGAAGAAAGCAGGUAUGAAAUAGGUUGUAAAUUCUCGUUACUGCCUGGCAUCUGUAAAAUGCAACGGAAGGGUGUUUGCUGUCGCGUACAUUUUGUAUAUGUAAUUGUAAAGCAUAUAAGAACAUAUGUAGUUAACCAUAUUUUUGAAGUGACUUUCUAUCAAAUAAAAUGAAACAUUACUCUGUCUUA